Molecule: messenger RNA, 4700 nt
Organism: Caenorhabditis auriculariae
Lineage: Eukaryota; Metazoa; Nematoda; Chromadorea; Rhabditida; Rhabditidae
Source: the annotation of a GenBank genome assembly
AUGUCAAAUGAAACUUGCGAACAUUUCAUCGAGCAGUUUGAGAGCAUCAACCAAUAUUUUCGCGAUGAGAUGGUCAUCGAAGGAUCGCCAUACAACUCCAAGGAGGUUCUUUCGUUUCCUCAUCCAUCCAAAAAAUUUCCAUUAUUUUUGUUAUAUUCAUCGCGAUAUAUUUUCAGCUCGGCUAUGCCAUUGUGGCCGCCUACACGAUCGUCAUCUUUUUCGGAGCUUUUGGCAAUUUCCUGACAAUUCUCGUCGUCAUUUUGAAUCCUGCGAUGAGGACAACCAGGAACUUUUUCAUACUCAACCUCGCGCUGUCCGACUUUUUUGUAAGAAGAAGUGUAUAACUAAUUUAUAACUGAAACUUCCAGGUUUGUACGGUGACAGCUCCUAUCACAUUAUACACUGUAUUAUACAUGUUCUGGCCGUUUGGAACGGCAAUGUGCAAAAUAGCGGGUUCCUUACAAGGGUUCAACAUUUUCUUGUCGACGUUUUCGAUUGCCGCUAUUGCGUUGGAUAGGUAAGAAAAUUGAGAAAAUUCAAUGAGCAAGAAUUUUUCAGAUACGUGCUUAUAAUCUUUCCAACAAAACGAGACCGGCAACAAAGUCUUUCAAUAAUUUUCUUCAUUCUGAUUUGGAUCGUGUCUCUGUCUUUUGCGGUUCCACUUCUCUUGGCCUCCGAUUUGAACAUGGUGUACGAGGAUUCGAAAUGUGGCAUCGUGCUCGAAAUUUGCCACGAGCAGAAUGAAAUCUGGGAAACGGUACUUUCAACUCACUGAAUUUUCGAAAAUCUUUUCUUCUGGAAAAUAAAUGAUAAGUAACAUCUAAAACACCUUAGAUCGUUUGAUAAACAAUUAGAAAAAAUGUUAUGCACGUUUCAUAUGGAGAGCGUUCUUUAAUCUCUAAGAUUAGUUUUUUUCUUUAAAAGAGGCGACCAUUUGUUGGGAGUUCAGUUGCUAAUUCACUUAGUGAGGAUAAAAAUAGAUCUCGCGUCAUACCUUGACGAAUAGGGGCCAUAACGACGCGUUCAAAGAAGUUUCGAAAAAAGAGGCGAUUUUCGACGCUUGAGAGUUUUUACGGCUUUAAUGAGAUUGAUGAAUUGGUAACAAAACAAAAUCGUUUAAACUUUUUGGGAUAUGUCAACUUCUCACCGAUUUUUGCAGAAUUUUUGUAUAUCAUUUUUGAUAAAUUUUCUAGGGAAUUUUUUUGAGGUUAAAAUCGCAAAACUGUUAAGUUUCCUAAAGCAUGCAUGAUCAAAAAAAGCAAUUAUCUGCUAAGCGCCAAAAAGUGCUGGGAAAGCCGGUCCUGAAGGUACGCAAAAAAGCUCGAAUUUUCUACUUGCUUUUUCUGAGGACCUCAGCGCUUAGCAGGUUUUAUUCAUAAUAUUUAAACCUAGGGUUGCAAUCAAAAAUGUGAUGUUCCCAUCAGACACAAUAAUUAAAUUUUUUUAUGUGUCAAUGGCCCAGUGAAGUUUUUUUGAGAGGAUAAUGAAUUUUAUAAUCAUUAUGUCACUUCAGAUGCUCAUUUCGAAAAGAACCUACACUUUGGCAGUACUUGCCACACAGUACGCCUUCCCGUUGUUUUCUCUGGUCUUCGCCUACAGCCGGAUAGCCCAUAGGAUGAAGCUUCGGUUCGCCAACAACGUCUCGUUCCCACACUCGCUGCACUCCAGCCAACGUAGGAGGUACGUGGGAUUGGUCCUUUGAAUUAUUAUUUCUUUUUUCUCCUCAAUGAAUGAGUAAAACGUCUGAAAGAAAGAUUUUUCGGAGAUCCUCUGGUUUCAAAGAUCUGCACGUGUUCCGAAGAUUUUGAAUGAAAUGACUAAUAUUUAGGUCUGUGGUGGAACGGCAAAGAAGGACGCAUCUCCUGCUCAUGUGCGUGGUUGCGGUCUUCGCCAUAGCUUGGUUCCCACUCAACGUCUUUCAUUUGGUUAGUUCAAUCGCUUCUACUUUAUUAAAAAUGAUCUCGAUUAAGGUACACACGUUCGAGUUCGUGCAGAACUUCUCCGUUUCGCUCUUCAGUCUUUGCCAUGUCAUUGCGAUGUGCUCCGCUUGCCUGAACCCUCUCAUCUAUGCCUUUUUCAAUCAGAACUUCCGUACAGAGUUCAUAGCUCUUUUCGAUAAAGUUGGCCUCAGGUAAGAAAUUGGUCGACUUCUGAAAGUCAUCGUUUUUGAAGAAGAAGCUCUCAUGUUUAUUUCGCAUUUGUGAACUUAUUAUAGUCCACGAACAGCAAAGAUCUUCAAACAUUUACCGUAGAAAGGAAAAAGUCUAACAGCUCUUUUUAAACGAAGCUAAUAAAACUCUGCUCACUUAUUCAUGAAACAAGGAACUCAGCAAUGAAAAGAGUAUAUUCUUAGAUGAACAUCUUCCCGAUAAAUAACUAAAUGAGCUUUUUUCAGUUCGUUGCGGCUAAUGCUCUUUGGCGAGCCGCCGCCUAAAAAGGGCAUGCCGAACACGAGGGCGCGAACCGUUUGCAUGUCGGUUGCAGAGCCGACGACGACCUACCGUAAACCGGAAGAAUGUCUGACACUCAACCCAGAAACUGACGAGCAACUGUAGACCCCUAAUCAAUUCACAUAUCUCUUCACUUUUCUUUAGGUUUCUGUGCAAGCUAUCAAAAUAAUAAUAACCUACGGCAACUCUUUGAUGGGGUUUUAGUUGUGUUUCUGAAUUGAAAAGUUCUUUCCGAUGAUAAAUUUUGCUCUCCGUGAGCCAAAAAAAAAAAUUGCAAUUAUAAUUGUGUUUUUGCUACUACCACCGACUUGCCAAUCCUAUGGACCUGAAAAAAACAAUUAGAAAAAAAUAAUUGGGCAAAAGCAGCAUUGGGUUUUUUUAACGGUUUCAGAUGUUGUGAGUCACUAUCGCUUAGAAAAAAAGUAGUUUUUUUCAUACUUCUCAUGUUACUGAAUAAACAUUUGAUAUCAUUUUUUUGUCUUAAUGCAAAAAAAGUAAAUGAAGAAGCCGCCCACCGAUGAUAUAUAUUUGAAGCUUCUCAUUUCGGUUUUUGAUCUGUGUUUGUUGACAUUUCACGCCUCUUUUCUUCCCGCCAUCGGCGUUGAUUUCAACUCAAAAACUGGUCGGAUGAUAAUUUUUGCUUUUCUUCUUGGUUUUCAAUUGGCAAGUUUUCAAGGUUUGUUUGAAAAACUUUUUGAAACAUCCAAAUUUGAUUUUCGAAAAGUUAUCCGUGAAUUAUUUCAAUCAUGAAUGGUUUUUUUCAUCUUUUUCUGAAUCACAAAAUUAUUUUUUUAUUAACGGAUCAUUAGAUGGUAUAAAAGAAUAAAAUGAAUAAAAAUAAAACAUUUUCCGAAGUUAUAUAUCGGAACUGAUGUAAGCAUUUUUUUGAUGGACAAAUUUUUUAAAAUCAGUGAAAAAAAACUUUACAUUUUUUCAAAUUCACCGGCGAUUUAUUCACAUUAAAAAAAAAUCCUCUGUGGUAUUUUCAAGCGAUUUUUGCGGUUUUCAAACGGCUUUCUGAGAUCUCUAAGCAUAAUGCAACGCGUGACGAUGUUACUAACAUUUCUGAUUUUUCUGAAAGUUCGCCUUUUCAUCGCGCCUACAAAAUAACACUGAAACGUAGUUAGUUUCUGUAGGAGAAGGGAAAAUAAUCUUGUAGGCGGGCUCAGCUACGUUUUGAACUCCAAACUCUAAAUUGUAUUGAAACUGUUAAAGUGCAAAAAUAUCCGAGCAUGUCAAAGAUUUUGAAGGCGUUUAUCAGUAGAAUUUUUUUUUUAAUAUCAGUUAUUACUGUUUCAGCCUGUGUGCCAAAAUGUACGGUCGAACACGUGGCUGAAAACCUGGUACCAGCCGCUUACAACAAUUGUAUUUGUGCAUCGCAGCCCAGUGACAACGUGAAAAAAUCGAGUCCAUAUUGGGACUAUUUUGAAGAGUCGAAAUGUGAACCCCAUUACAGGUAAUAUCAUUUAUUUUGAAAUUUAUUUGGAAUAAAUCUUGUUUGUAGCUUCUUGCAAAAGUUUUUUUUCCUCCAAGAGGCAGCUGAAAAAGGCAGAAAUGUUUCAUUCAGGCAUUAGUAAUUACAAGACAACGUUAAACAUCAGAUAUCUCCGGAAAUCAUGAAUUUUGGGUUGCAAAAGCAAAAGUAAAGUCGUCUAGCACUUUCUGAUGCGACCUGGGCCCGAGUCGCUUUUAGUAGAGUGAGCUUCAAAGUUUCCGCUUGAAGUCAUUCUUUUAAGACUUUUUCAUAGAAACGAGAAGUUGUAUUAAAAGAAAAAUGAAGAAAUACAGUUUUUUUUUACUUUUUCUUACUUCCAGUUUCUUUGAAAGAAAUAAAUACUCUCCAAAAAUUCGAAAUAUAAAGUCCUUUAAGAGCUCCUCAUUCAUUUCUGAAAGCUUCUAACUUCAGGUCGUUGAAGUUCAGGCAGCUAAAAACAGGAGCCGUCGCCCUGCACAAAGCAGCUGUCCGUUCCUGCGCCUCUACAGGUGGAAAUCCUUCCUACGUCGAAAUUUAAUAAGACAUUUGCAGGAAUUCGAAUUUUUGUCAACCAGUCUAUUUUUGACUUGGCUGAAAGGGCUUUUCUCGUUGAAAGGUGACAUUUGAGCCUCUAGAAACAUUCUAAUACGCAUGUUUCCAGAGGUUGGCAACGAAUCAGUAACUUGGAAUCGACUUAUUCGACCUGGGUUUUUGGUUUCCGGAAGAACUUCAUGCAGUUUUACAAGAAACCCGAUAGUCACCUGAGAUUUGGAUGA